Messenger RNA from Malaya genurostris, 1477 nucleotides. RefSeq lists its product as uncharacterized. Gene Ontology annotation, cellular component: basement membrane. Bases 109 to 1362 code for a protein of 417 amino acids. Gene Ontology annotation, biological process: cell-matrix adhesion. The transcript has 8 exons. Lineage: Eukaryota; Metazoa; Arthropoda; Insecta; Diptera; Culicidae. The record is from RefSeq and is a predicted model, not a curated record.
CCUACAAUUGCUGCAAAUAGACAAGUGAUUUAUUGGUUCGAUGAACGCCGCUGGGAAAGAAUGUCAAUUGAAAUCUUUUUGUGAUACUCUCUAAGAACCCAAAUAUUGAUGAUGAUACAGCUUUGGAUGGUUUUAGUUGUUGUCAGUAGCUGUUAUUUACAAUUCUUUGUAUAUGCGCAGAUAGGAAUUCCCAAUAAUUACGUGUGCACAGAUGAUUUUUGUGAGAGCUACAAAGAAAAUACGCCAUGCGAAGGAUUGAAACUAGCAUGCAAAGUGCAAAACUCCACCCACAACGGAAUUGUACUACCAUCUAUGACUCCUUGUUCGUGUUGUGAUACUUGCAUUGAGAAUCUGAAACUAGGUGAGGAUUGUUCCGUCGGAGGCUUGGGAUCUCCGGUGCCCACGGGAAUAUGCGGUCCUGGAUUGUACUGCAUGGUAGUCGAAGGUGAUGAACAUCCGACGUGCCAACCAAUGCAUGAAUCUAGUGCAUGCUAUAAGGCGCAGAAAAAGUUUGAUCAAAUGCGUCAGGAUGGAACCAUUGGGCAUUUAAUGCAGAGGCCUGCCUGUGAUGCCGAUGGAAACUUCGAGCCUGUUGUUUGCAUUCCCGGUCAAACAUGUUACUGCGUUGACGAGAAUGGUCACCGAAUAUUCGGUGAAGCUGUUCAUACCGCCGGUAUCCAAAUAUCAAUGAGAUGUGAAUGCUCUCGGUUGGCUGCCAAGGCCCAAAAGUUACUUGAUUCGCGGUACCCGAUAUUCACUUCCCGUUGCGACUCCAAGGGAUCCUUCGAUCAGCUGCAGUGUGUCGGUGACAUCUGCACCUGCGUUGAUAUGCACAGUGGCCAACCAUCGGCGGAAAGAAAAAAUAUCACUCGAGGACUGGCGGGACUUCCUUGUUUUAGUAAACGACUUCAUGAAAACACGACCUAUUUGCGACAGUGUGAAACAGUGAAACUGUCACAAUUGGAAGAUAUUCGCGAGUACGAAUUAUCAGGAUUUAACGUUUUGGAAUUUAAUACGGACAUUUGUCUGCCCGAUGGGUGGUACAACAGAAUUCAAAUGAACGAUACGCACAAAUAUUGUGCCAACAAAGACGGAAGCGUCAUCGAACCGUAUAUCGUAGACAGAAAUUCUAUCGUUGCCUCGAAAAUGAACUGCAAAUGUGCCACCGCCAGAAAACUAUUAUUGGAAAGCAAUAGCCUCGAGGUGCCGGAAUGCUGCCUCAAUGGGAAUUAUAGAUCAUUGGCAUGUCGAAGAGGUCAGUGCUACUGCGUGGACGAGGAUGGCAAUCAAACUGGCGUGGAGAAACCCGCGAAACAGAAAAAUGAGCUCGAGUGCUAUAACGACAAGUGCGAGACAGUUUAAUAAUUAAUCUUAUAUUUGAUUCGGAACUGUGGUUAAAUAUCACAAAUAAAUUACAUUAUUUUCAUGUAUAUACCUUAUAUUCCAUAUUUCAUGUAUAUACCUUAUUUUAAAUUUU